AGGGAGGGAGAAGGGGAGAGGGACACACACGGGAUGCUGAUGACUGAUCCGCACUAAGAGGAUGCUAUCGGCUCGCAGACGCUCUCCUCCUUCGCUCCCAUGAACACGCCGAUGCGCGCAAUGACUAAGGUAGUGUGAGAAACGGGCCGCGCGCGCGCCGCAUGGGAACGCCGACGCACCGAUGCAGAACCCCUCCGCGCUGUUCGGGAUGCUCAGCCACUGUCAGACCCCGACGACCUUCGCCGACUUCCCCGGCCUGUCGCUCUCCGCGUUCGGCGGCAAGGCGGACGUCUGCCCCCCGCGCAGAGCCGGCGGCAGCGGGGGCUUCGGAUCGCUGGUCCGCCGGAGCCCCCACGACGGCCCGACGCACAUGAACUGCGCCGGCCAGAAGGCAGUCGGCGCGCCGGGGGAAAAGGCGCACCUGGCCGCCAUAGCGCCGCGGUCGUGCCUCUCUUUCCCAGCCGCGCAAGCGAAUGCUCCCUACUGCUCGGAGAAGGACUUGGACAACGAGCUGGGUGACGUCGAGGGCACCCUGAUGCGGUGUGGGCAGAGCCUGCCACUGCUGGUGGGGGGUCAUUUGGGGGGGCUUUACACCCAGAGCCUCCACAGACCUGCGUCCGACCUCAUUCCGCAGGACGGCCCUCACCAAGACACCAGAUCCUCCAGUGGCUUCCAGAGGACCCUGCCGGGGGCCUCACCCGGCCCGGGCUGCGGCGCUGCCAGCGGGACUCGCUCCUCACUCCUAUACCCCAUCAAACAGGAGAACUCAAUGGGCUACAAGAUCUCCAACCUGGCGUCCGGGGUCCACAGCACUUCUCUGGCCGGGUUUCAGAACUGCAGGGCGGGCCACGCUUUGGGCACGUCGAGGGACGACGUAGUUGGAGCGGCACAUGUUAGCGGCGGCGCAGGCGGCGCCGUGUCAGGCAACGCGGCGCAGCCGUUUAAUAAUGAAGAUGGCUCCUCCCCGCUGGCUUUGUCCCCGACUGGCUCCCGUCAUUCAGCGCGGCUAGUCAGCGCUAGCAGUCUGAGGAGACGCUGCCUGUCCCUAGCCUCGCCGUCCACCUCCGCUGCGGACGGCGCUGCCACAGCUUCCCCGCUGGUCACCGGCGCUUCCUCCUCCGAGAUCAACAUCACCGCCAUCAUCUGCUCCUCCUCCCAGAUGUCGAUGGUCGCCUGCGUCAACGGCUUCCGCACCAACCUCUCGCCCAACCACGCCAGCAGUGCCGGCUUCUCCUCCUCCUCCUCCUCUUCCUCCUCCUCCUCCUCCUCCUCUUCGACGUCCCCGCUCUCUAACCCCUGCUCGCGGGAAGCCCCCCAGAGGCCCCCGCCUCACGGCAGCCCCCGGCAGGCCGCGCUGCUGGAGAGCUGUCAGCUAUCCUCACCUGCCACCUGCCUGCUGUCCCUUUCCUCCUCGUCAUCGUCCUCCUCUUCGGUGUCAUCGGUGGAGCUCGAGCAGGGCCAGGGGCUGUGCGAGGAGCCGGGCUCUAUGCUGCCGGGGCGUGGGGCCGGGGGAGCUGGCGGGGGAGGUGUGGGAGGAGGGGCAGGAGGCUCCGACGGGCUGGGGCUACUGAUGAGCGGGGCCCUGAUGUCUGGGAUGCUGCAGUCGGGGCUGGAAGUCGGGCCUCUCCUGGACCGCGGCCAAAGGUCAGGGGCCGCCCUCAAACAGGAGCCCAUGGAUGAUUUUUCGCCCAGCGAAGACGAACUCUUUCAGCACCACUACCAUCACCACCACCACCACCACCACCACCUGGGUGGUCGCAGCGGGCACCUUCGGCAGCCUCACCACCCCUCUCGCCCUGCUAUGCCUCCGCCCUAUCACCUUCACCAAUACGGGGGCCCGCAGCACCACCAGAGCCAGCAAGCGGCGCCGACCGCCUCCCUUGGACUCAAACCGUCCCCCGGAGGCCCCCCCGGGACUCACGCGGCCCCAGAGCGGGAAGACGGUGGAGGAGGUGGAGGAGGAGGAGGAGGAGCAGCGGUUGACAAGCAGGUGUGUCGCUGGAUCGACUGCAGCGCUGCGUACGAGCAGCAGGAGGAGCUUGUGAGGCACAUUGAGAAGGUCCACAUCGACCAGCGCAAAGGUGAGGACUUCACCUGCUUCUGGGCCGGCUGCAUCCGUCGCUACAAGCCCUUCAACGCCCGCUACAAACUGCUCAUUCACAUGAGAGUCCACUCGGGGGAGAAGCCCAACAAGUGUAUGUUCGAGGGCUGUAACAAAGCGUUCUCCCGCCUGGAGAACCUGAAGAUCCACCUGAGGAGCCACACGGGAGAGAAGCCGUACCUGUGCCAGCACCCCGGCUGCCAGAAGGCCUUCAGCAACUCCAGCGACCGCGCCAAGCACCAGCGGACUCACCUGGACACGAAGCCGUACGCCUGUCAGAUCCCCGGCUGCACCAAGCGCUACACGGACCCCAGCUCGCUGCGCAAACAUGUCAAGAUCCACUCGGCCAAAGAGCAACAGGUGCGUAGAAAGCUUCGGCCAUGUCCCCACCUGGAGCAGGACGUCCUGAGUGAGUGUCUGUCCAUGCAGCACCUGCAGAGCUCCACCUCCGCGCAGCACCGCUACAACGGAAUGAAAGACGGCCGCUCCUCCGGACUGGGCCAGGACAUCUUCACAGGCCUGUACGCCGGCUCGGGCACCCCCCACCACAGCGCCUCGGUGGAGCUCCUCUCCUCCACCCCCAACCCCACCCCCGUGCCCCCCGGCGACCUGCCCUCCCGACAGCACCGACUGGACCGGGAGCUCGGCAGCCCUCAUCACCUGUCGCCGCUGGCCGCCAUGGACGGCGCAAGAGACGGGGUGUCGGGGGGCCUCAUGUCUCCAGGAAUGAAGGGGACAGGGACGCCGCCGCCUCCUCUGGAGAAACAGCAUGUCCACCCGCACCACAAGCCCUACUAUCACCACCACCACCAGUCUGCUGGCGACGAAUACCAGGGGAGCUUUCAGAGCUGCUUCCAUUUCGGGGACUCGUACAGGAUGGAGCAGCAGCAGCAGCAGCAGCAGCAGGCGGCCGGCGGCGUCCACGUGCCAGGAGACGCCCUCGCCUACGCUUCCCACCAGCACAACGGCUACCACAUGUCCGCCGGCAACACCGGCGCUGCAGGUUUCAAUCUGACCCAGGAGCUUCAGGGCGGCGCGGGCUGCCAGUUCUCCGGCCCGGAGGAGAGCAUUUUCUUCCAGGUGGGCAACUUCGACCGCGGCCUGAGCCACAUGCCCUCCGUGUACACGGAGACAUAAGACUCCCCAGCGGCCCUUCGUCCUCUCCCGAGUAGACCCCCCCCCCCCCCUCUCGUCUCCUCCCUGUGCGAUCUCAUUCCGACACAAUUAGAUGUCGGAUGGACGUAAAACUGGCGAGAUGGAACAGACGUGUACUGCAAUCUGAUUGACUGUUUUAUUUACAAAAGUAGGUUCCCAACAAGCCUCAUGCGGUGUGUGCGAAUGAGGACGUCCCAACGGUCAAAAGAAAGUCAAAGAAAUCACAAGGAAGCCCAUUUUUGUUAGGCUUUUAAAGGUUCCAUAUACUUUAUUUCUUAAACUCAGAACUCAUGUAGGGUUUUUUUAGCAUCAAUAUAUACAUUUCAAACACAAAACUCGUGAAUGGAAAUUAAAUGUCUUCCUUCUCGUUUUGACUUUACAUGUUUCAAUCUAUUUUAGACUGAAGUGUUGAAAAGGAUAUAUCAUUUUGCAGUGUUUUGGCAGUGGAAUGUUAAUUUCCAUAUUUUGUUCUAUUAAGGGGAUGGAUCCUUUGAGGAAAGUGUGAACUCUUUAAUUCUGCAGUAAUGCAGAAAAAAACCUACUUUGUUAUGUAUAAAAUGUACAGUUUGUUUACAGCAAUCAUUUGAAUAUUUGUCAUUUCUCAAUUUAAGAAAUAAAUAAUUGAAUGAU
This is a messenger RNA of Gasterosteus aculeatus aculeatus (three-spined stickleback), 3886 nucleotides long. It is a transcript of the gene glis1b, whose product is annotated as GLIS family zinc finger 1b. Gene Ontology annotation, biological process: regulation of transcription by RNA polymerase II. Gene Ontology annotation, cellular component: nucleus. The record is from RefSeq and is a predicted model, not a curated record. Lineage: Eukaryota; Metazoa; Chordata; Actinopteri; Perciformes; Gasterosteidae. Gene Ontology annotation, molecular function: RNA polymerase II cis-regulatory region sequence-specific DNA binding; DNA-binding transcription factor activity, RNA polymerase II-specific.